AUGCAUCCAGCUCAGGUCCUCGUCACCGGUCAACACCCACCUCUUGAUCCCAGGGGUCUUCCAUUAAGGGUACCAGCCCUCAUUCCCAUACAAGCACCCAUUCAUACCGCUCCACCGUCCACCUCGCAGUCCGCUCCGCUCAACCAUCACGCAAACAUUCACCCACAACAGACAGAACCGCUUCUGUACUAUGGGCCGUCUCUGCCACAACAGCAGCAACAAAUACAACAAACGCUGCACCAGCAGCAACACCCCCCAUCGUACAACCCUGCCGCCCUACAAAAUCACGAUCCCAAGGCCCUCAACCAGGUUCCCACUUUAAACCCACAUAAGCCUCCUACCUCACAAAGCUUCUUCCCCAACGGAAUUUCAACCGACACGGCCGCCUUCCCCGACCCUGCCACUGCCACACGUGUCAUAUCGGAGCGCUCGGCAAAUGCAAAGGCUCAAGCGCACCUCGCAAUUGCCAACGCCCAAGAACAAGCAAAAGCGGAAGUCCGACGCGGUCAGCCUCGCGAAAAUGAUCGUCAGCGUCAAGCUUCAAGUCAAGACCACAAUCAAAGUCCCCAUCAGCCUCAACAUCAGCACCAUAAUCUUCAACCUUCUCAGCCCGAUCACAACGAAAUUCACCAAAGCGACCCUGUUUCACAGAUUAACCCGCAAGGGAAUGACGUCGAUGUGAAUACCGCUGCGGUACUGCAGCAAUUGCAAGACGGCCUAUCCCACCACCCCGACACGGCCGAGCACCAGUCACAUGGCCAGGGUCAGCUUACCCCAGCUCAACUCGUUGUCAAUAUGAAGGCUAUGUAUGAAGUACAGCAGAAGAGUACACAACAAAGCAGACCCACACACAUUCCUACACCGCAACUGAUUUCUCAACCAAACCCGCACGACGUGCCACAAGAACAGCAUCAUCACCAACCCACACAUCAUCAACCCACACAUCAUCACCGUGACGAACAGUUUCAACGACUGCAUGACCACCAUCACGGUGACGCUGUACAAGACAAAAAGGGUCUCAGCGUGAGCGGGGCAAUGCCUCCGUUACAUCAGUUUGCUGCGCAUGCUUCCCACUCGCAACAGAACACCAUUGAUGUUGACGCUGCAACCUAUCAGCUGGCCGGUACCAGACUCGAAGGCGAAGAAGUUAGUGCAGUCGCGGCUGCCAGUGCUGCCAUGCGCCGACAAAAUCAGUCCCCGACAUAUGACAACUCGAACAUCAUGCGCACAGAUUCAACGGACAUGGACGUCGGCUCCACCACCCUGUCCUUCUCCGGGAGCGGCACGGACUCGGUGGCCUUGGCCACUGGUAAAGAACAAUUGCAGCAGCAGCAGCUGCGACGACCAAAUCAACCUGAGAACCAAGAUUUAGAAGAUGGCAAGGAUGCCAAGAAGGUACGCGCAGACCAUGUGGAUAAUUUCUUGAACGGCCAGCCGGCCUCAUUUAGCUUUCCGGCAAACGGCCAGAUGUUUGAUGCGUUCCAACUGCCAAAUGGAAAAAUCCCCCCAUCAAUCAGCCAGUCGUUUAGCUUCAUCAUGAAAGGCGGCCCUUCGAGAGAAAGUUCAAUGGAGUUUAGAAAAAACACUUUGAACGGAGGGAACCGAGACAUGUCCAUUGAUUUUUUGAAACGGGACUUAUCAAUGGAGCUCGUCAGCCAAGUGAGGAAAUCGUCUGGGGAUCAGGUCUCAAGUGAACUUCCUCGUGACAUGAGUGUCGACUUCCUUGGGAGGGCUUUAAGUCAAGCAAACAGAGACUUCAGCAUGGAAAUGCAGUUCCCGCAAAAUCAUCUCCUGAACCUUGCCGGCAAAGGCAUGAGCAUGAGCCAUCCCGCCUUCACCGCCCAGGGGGCGAUAACUGUCCGGUGCACAAUCGAGAGAGGAUUUGAAUCGCGAGUUUGUGUCUGCGGGGUCAACCGGCCAGCAAGGAGAGCAGAGUCGUCCCGGGGGCGUCAUGCGCUCAAAGAUUGGUCAAUCGCAGGAUGAUCUGAUGAUCCAUACGUUAGGGAAUCAGGCCAAUUUGCACAACCGUCGACGAGGAAUCAAUGGAAGUAUUGAGGACUUUCGUGAGGUCUUGCAUCCGUUUUAACAAUGCUUUAAUAUGAAAUCUUUUCAAUGUUCUAUAGACUGCUGAAUGUACAGUAUUGUAAAGUAGGAGUCGAGCUCGGAGUGUGUACGUUUCUCAUUU
Molecule: messenger RNA, 2185 nt
Organism: Chondrus crispus (carragheen)
Lineage: Eukaryota; Rhodophyta; Florideophyceae; Gigartinales; Gigartinaceae
Exons: 2
Coding region: 1-1983 (660 amino acids)
Source: RefSeq, a predicted model, not a curated record